Messenger RNA from Pyricularia grisea, 273 nucleotides. RefSeq lists its product as uncharacterized. The record is from RefSeq and is a predicted model, not a curated record. The transcript has a single exon. Bases 1 to 273 code for a protein of 90 amino acids. NCBI's taxonomy places the organism in Eukaryota, Fungi, Ascomycota, Sordariomycetes, Magnaporthales, Pyriculariaceae.
AUGUCCAACGCAAACAACUCCACCACCCCAAGCGUCCCUGUUGACCGACCUUGGGGUUCGGUUCAGAAACAAUCGCAAACCCGCUACUAUUCGGAAAACCCUUCCUCCUAUGCUAUAAACCGAUACCUCAACGAGCCCAAAAGAGACACCUGCUUCGACACAAUAGCCAUGGUGAAGCAGGUAGCCCCCCAAUCGAACACGAGGGCGAGCAGAAAUCCGCCCUCUUCAGCGGGCUCGAUGUCAGGCUCAUCCCACGAUACAAUUGGGAUCUAA